GUUAGCAUCAAGGUGUAACAAGUUGCAAACAUUUUUAUUAACUUUUUUCAGAUAAAAAACUUGAUUUUUUACGUCGCGGUUGUUUGGCAGCUAGGCUAGAUCCAAGGUGUGACGAGCCAUGGCGACCACGAUCCUGCAGCCUCCCGUGCCGCUGCCGGUGCUCUCCCGCUGGUACAUCUACGUCAUCCACGGCAACUUCUGCAAGGUCAUGUUCACGGCGGCGUGGGAGUUCGCCGUGCACUCCGACUGGAAGUUCCCGGGCCUGACCAGCCUGUGGGUGCUCUUUAUCUACGGCACGUGCAUCCUGGCGGUGGAGCGCAUGUACCUGUACCUGCGCGGGCACUGCCACGUGUUGGUGCGCUGCCUCAUCUACACGCUGUGGACGUACAUGUGGGAGCUGAGCACGGGGCUGCUGCUGCGCCAGUUCCACGCCUGCCCCUGGGACUACUCCGCCUUACGCUACAACUUCCUGGGCCUGAUCACGGCCGAGUACGCGCUGCCGUGGUUCUGCGCCUCCUUCGUCGUGGAGCGCCUGCUCAUCCGCAACACACUGCGCCUGCGCUACCAUCAGGGCAACGAUGACGGCUGGGGGCGGGCCUACAACAGCGGGGGGCGGGCCUACAACAGCGCAGGCGGCUGCCAUCAAUCAGCAAUCUGCACACCUGACGCUGAUGAGACGCUGCGCUUCUUAAGCCAGAGCAAACCUGUGUUCCAGGCCAGAACCGACAUUCCUCCGUUUCCUGAUCACGAGGUGUGUGUCUCGUCCCCCCAUAUUCCCUCUGGUUCCCCGGCUGCCUUCUUGGAUCUCUACCUCCCGCCUGGACACGUACCUCAGAGCUUGCCUUGCCCUCCUAGGACUUCCUCAAACUCACCUUCAACACACACCGGCGGAGCGUCUCUCUCCGACAGUGACAAGAAAAACAUGUUCAAACAGUUGAAGGCUGAUCCGCUACCGCUGUGGUAUUCCUCAGAGGACGAGGAGUAUGAGGCAUACCACGUGGCCGAAUGA
This is a messenger RNA of Entelurus aequoreus (snake pipefish), 1009 nucleotides long. RefSeq names its product transmembrane protein 229b-like. The transcript is spliced from 5 exons. Bases 119 to 1009 code for a protein of 296 amino acids. NCBI's taxonomy places the organism in Eukaryota, Metazoa, Chordata, Actinopteri, Syngnathiformes, Syngnathidae. The record is from RefSeq and is a predicted model, not a curated record.